This is a messenger RNA of Corapipo altera (White-ruffed manakin), 622 nucleotides long. RefSeq names its product toll-like receptor 2 type-2. Gene Ontology annotation, cellular component: membrane. The record is from RefSeq and is a predicted model, not a curated record. Gene Ontology annotation, biological process: inflammatory response; toll-like receptor signaling pathway; immune response. Gene Ontology annotation, molecular function: transmembrane signaling receptor activity; triacyl lipopeptide binding. Lineage: Eukaryota; Metazoa; Chordata; Aves; Passeriformes; Pipridae. The transcript has a single exon. The annotation marks the transcript as partial.
CCAAAGGACAUCUGCUAUGACGCUUUUGUCUCCUACAGUGAGAACGACUCCGACUGGGUGGAAAACAUAAUGGUGCGGGAGCUGGAGCAGGCCUGCCCUCCCUUUCGCCUCUGCCUCCAUAAGCGGGACUUUGUGCCUGGGAAAUGGAUUGUGGACAACAUCAUUGACUCCAUUGAGAAGAGCCACAAAACACUCUUUGUGCUGUCUGAGCACUUUGUGCAGAGCGAGUGGUGCAAAUACGAGCUGGACUUCUCACAUUUCCGCCUCUUUGAUGAGAACAACGAUGCGGUGAUUCUUGUCCUCCUGGAGCCCAUCCAGAGCAAAACGAUUCCCAAGAGGUUCUGCAAGCUGCGGAAGAUCAUGAACACAAAGACCUACCUGGAGUGGCCUCUUGAAGAAGAGCAGCAGCAGAUGUUUUGGGCAAACCUGAAAAGAGCCUUGAAGUCAUAGAAGAACUCAGCAGCUCCCAUUUCAACAUAUGUCUGCAAAAGGCUCUAUGUCAGUGUUUCUUCUUGCUAAGAAUUUUUUUUUCGUAUUUUUCUCUCUAAAUACAGCUGGCUUUGUUGUGUGUAGAAAUAAUUGUCAUGUUACUCACUGAAAAAGGACCACUUUUUCCUUUCCA